Molecule: messenger RNA, 1977 nt
Organism: Dunckerocampus dactyliophorus (ringed pipefish)
Lineage: Eukaryota; Metazoa; Chordata; Actinopteri; Syngnathiformes; Syngnathidae
Gene: lrr1
Product: leucine rich repeat protein 1
Exons: 5
Coding region: 356-1621 (421 amino acids)
Molecular function (GO): protein binding
Source: RefSeq, a predicted model, not a curated record
UGCUAACGAGCGCUAAUGAGAGCAGAGUGUUGUCAUCCACAUACAACUAUUCAGGGCCGACACUUUUUACUAGCAGUGCUACUAGUACCACUGCACUGCGAGUGUUUGUACACGUUCGUCUGUGUAUUGUCGCGUCGUCGUCGAAAUGCGACUUUUUGUCUGUUUUGUGCCGAUGCCUGAUCUCAUGUUGACGUCCAGGACGUAAGUUGCAGUCGGGGCUAGGUUGUAUUCUCGGAACUUCCCCCACCCAUCCUGUGUGCCAUGCACUGCUAACAUAACACCCUCGUUAGCUGCCUGCCUGGCUGUAGCUACAAGCCAGGGCCUUCAUUUUAACUUUUGACUCCCACCCAUCGACAUGAAGCUGCAGUGUGAUGUGGAGGUGGUCAACAGGAUGCUGCCCACCUUCGGCAUGAAAAGUCGCGGCAAAGGGGCGAGAGCGGUGCUGUCCAUCGGAAAACACUUGGACAAGACGAAUCAACACAGUACUGUCUAUAUGAUGAUCUGCACAGCUAAGGACAGAGCAGGCUCCAAAUAUAAGCUGAAAGACAACAUAGAGAAGUUCUUUACGUGGUUUGUGGAGAAAGGCAAGGCUACUGUCAGAUUAAAGGAACCUGCUGUCGACAUCUGUCUGAGCAAGGCCGACGCCAACAGCUUGAAGAACUUUCUCUCGGCAGCUCGCUUGGCCGACAGGGGAAGCGUCACGAGCAGUCUUCCGCUCUCGACCCUGACGCCCGUUCGCGCCAGAGAUGUGGAGCAGCCCAAGAAGAAGCUGACCAUCAUCUCCAAGAAGGACUACCCACUCACCUCCAGCUUCCCUUACUCUCUAGAGCAGCUGCAGGUCUCCUACUGCAAGCUGUCACGUGUUGACAUGCGCAUGCUCACGCUCAAAGCUCUUCGUAAGCUGGACCUCAGUAACAAUCACAUCAAGAAGCUCCCCGCCACCAUCGGUGAUCUGGGCUGCCUGUCUGAGCUGGUCCUCCACAAUAACCACCUGGAAGCCUUCAGCGAGGCCCUUUGUCUUUCCACUUUGCAGCGGACCCUCCAGGUCCUGGACCUCAGCCAGAACCGACUGCAGUCCCUCCCUGCUCAGUUCUGCCAGCUAAGGGAACUGGUCAACCUCAAGCUGGACGACAAUAAACUGCUUUGUUUGCCGUUCCACAUCGGCCGCUUCACUAAGUUGAGGUUCUUGUCUGUGGCACACAACCAGCUGGCGGUGCUGCCCAGUGACUUCCGCAAGCUGAGACUGGAAAACCUGGACUUGUUUGGGAACCCAUUCAUCCAGCCCAACCCUCUGGACAACACAAUGCAGCUCACAUUCCCGGUUCCUCUUCAAGAGCUUGCUUCAAGGGCUGUAGCAGACCUCAGAAUUCCAUACGGACCUCACGUCAUUCCCGCUCACUUAUGCCAAGACCUGGAAGGUGCAAAGACCUGCGACUGUGGAUGCUUCUGCAUCAGCUCCUACAUUAAGACAGCCGUGAGCAUGAACCUGCACCAAGUGUCUCACACCGUGGUCCUGGUGGACGACAUGGGCGGCACAGACGCUCCAGUGACCCAGCACUUCUGCUCCCUUUCCUGCUACUCAGAGUUCUUGGACAACUCCCUCCAGAGGGGAAUCAGAUGAGGGACGUUGACUUGGAACAGCAGUUUGCAGGAGGUGCGACCCUCUGAGCGAGCUCGAGUAAAACCAACAGGACUCAACAGUGGCAGUUUUAAACUGUUUUUCGUAGCUGCCUGUUUUACAACUAAAAAAUAUCUAGCAUUUAGAACAUUGCAAAUGAGGCAAGUACUCACCUGUAAAAUAUCCCUCUCCCAGUCCCCUACUGACCUACUUCAGCAGGAAGAGGGAAUAACGCAAUUAGGUUUUCCGUGCUCUCAUUGCCUCUUGUAGCUGCUUUCUGAAAGGGCCUUUUUUUUAUUGUGCUAAUGACCCACUAUUUUUUAUAUGUGUUGAACAUUUAAAUAAAAGUAUGCAUUUUG